AUGCUUUUACCACAGGCUACUGAGCGGCUCUCAAAGGCACUGACAAAGUACACCAAUAUGAUAAAACAGGAAAAGCUAAUUAUGACAGAAGCAGAAAUAUCCAGCAAAUUGCACCAAUGCCAAGAGUUGAUAGGGCAGGUUGAGAAUCAAAUAUCAACAGAACCGCUAUCUCUUCUCAAAACAAUAGAAGAUAUCUUAGAAGAUAUUCACAAAACAUGCACCAACACAGAAAACGUAAAGGAAGAGAAUAUAAUCCCAGAUCCAACAACAAUUCUUAUAGAAUCAGCCACAAAGAAGAAAUUUGUUCUGUCGAAGAACAUUCCUAGACCACAGAUCAACUUUAAAAAUCGGGAUGUAUAUGCAAUGAAGCCAGAAGGAUUUUAUCAUUCUAAUUCAUUUAUAAGAACCGCACAGAGCGCAAAAACACCGGCAGAAACUGUAGAGGUAGAUAGUCAAACUGUAGAAGGGUGUGAAAACAUAGAAGAUGCAACCCGAAGCAUUCUGAUGAAGCUAUACAGUUCCACAAAGAUUAUAGAUGUGACAACAGAAAUAUCACCAAAUAUUUACUAUAUUAAGACGGCUGAGGAGUGUAAGAUGGCAAAUACACACAUUCUGCAAGAAGCUGCUGUAGGCGUAGAUAUAAAAACCCAUAAAUUCAGAAGUUAUAGUGGAUUUACUUGUUACAUACAGGUGGCGACUCUUGAGAGCAUAUAUCUAUUUGAUAUGAUAGAGCUAAGAAAUAAUUCUGAGUUGCUUACAUUUUGGAGCAACCCGUCUGUGGUUAAAGUGUUUUAUAAAGCAACCGAGAAGGUAUACUGGCUUAAAAAAGACUUGCAGUAUACAGUAAAGGCGUAUGUUGAUUUAUUAAGUAUAUAUGGGUAUCCAGAGGAAGUAACAAAUUUAGGUAGAGCUGUAAUGUAUGCGACGGGAAGAAAGCUGAGAAAACAAUUACAGCUUAUGGACUGGAGGUACAAGCCAAUUUCAGUAGAAAUGUGCACGGAUUUAACCGAACAAGUCGGGUAUCUUCUGCUGUCUGUAGCAGGCAUGGCAAAGAAGUGCACAGAGGAACAGUUUGUAUCAGGGUAUAACUAUAAGGCAAAGAAAAUCGAAUCCGACCUUUCACCAGAAGAAUUUCUUCUGUCGAAGAACAUUGAACCCGCGGAGAUUUCUGUUAAGUUGCACAUGCUUAGAGACUUUAUAGCAAAGCAAGAAGAUGAAAGCCCGCAGUUCCUCAUGACAGAUAAACAGCUUGUUAGAUUCAUAAAAGAGCAGCCAACUACACAAGAGCAAGUGUUUUCUCUGUUUAAAAACAUUAGCCCACUCUUUAAAGCCAAUCUGAAUAACUUUAUAAACCUUCUACACUCCACACACAAAACAUCCUCAUUCAAUAUGACUGCAUUAAAGGACAAAUCAUAAAUAAAUUCCUGUUAAAUUGCCAAUGCC
This is a messenger RNA of Nematocida parisii ERTm1, 1443 nucleotides long. RefSeq lists its product as uncharacterized. Gene Ontology annotation, molecular function: nucleotide binding; nucleic acid binding; 3'-5'-RNA exonuclease activity. Gene Ontology annotation, cellular component: nucleolus; nuclear exosome (RNase complex). Bases 1 to 1416 code for a protein of 471 amino acids. The record is from RefSeq and is a predicted model, not a curated record. The transcript has a single exon. NCBI's taxonomy places the organism in Eukaryota, Fungi, Microsporidia. Gene Ontology annotation, biological process: TRAMP-dependent tRNA surveillance pathway; exonucleolytic trimming to generate mature 3'-end of 5.8S rRNA from tricistronic rRNA transcript (SSU-rRNA, 5.8S rRNA, LSU-rRNA); nuclear polyadenylation-dependent CUT catabolic process.